UACUUUUGAACCGAAAAACCGAUUGGGACCUGAACCCGAAAGUAUAUUGGGUUGUACCUGUUCUUUGAAGAUUUACUAACCCCGACCCGAAUCCGAUAGAACCCGAACCGGUCCCGAACCAAACUUUCAUAUAAUCCGAAUGAGGCUGAUUUUGAUAAAUCCGAAAAACCGAAACCCGAUUGGAUAAAACCGAAACCCGAUUGGGACCCCGAAUGCCCAGACCUACUCCAACAGUGACACCAAAUGUAAUAUUAUAUAUUAUUUAAUGUUUUCAAUUUAAUGUUUUUAUAAUUGAUAAAUAAUUAUUUUAUCACAUUUAAAUUAUCAUUCAAAUUUUUAUUAUUUGUAAGUGAUAAAUAUUAAUAGUCCAAUUUAACGAUAUAAAAUGUUUUUAUGUAAGCGUACACCUCUGCAUCCAAUAGAAACAUGAGAGAAGAAGACAAGAUAAACUGGCUUUAACAAGAGUGAAACAUUAUUGGAUCAAAAAAUACAAUCCAGCAAAAAAAAAAACCAAAACAAAAUGAAGGAGUAGAACCUGGCAUCCAUAAUCUGAAAAGAAGUGGUAUUUUAGUUCUUCUCUGAUUAUUUUCUUAUGUUUUUCUUUAAAGUAUCUAUUUUAUUUUUGUAACCUUUACUCGAAGAAAUUCUAUCGGUCAAUAAAUAAUGAUGUGAAACAGAAGAGGGAAAGACAACAAAAACCUAACACUCUACAGGGGAAAAGAAUAUCAACAACUUUGAUAAUGCAGGUGGGUAUUUACAAAUCUGUAUGUUAUGGUCUGAGUGUUUCACAAUUUUUUUAAAAAAGUUAUAAUGAAGCAUAUCGAGUCUAUUAUAUACAAAAUUGAAUAUUCUAAAUAUAUCGAGUAUAUUAUGUUUAGUUUCAUUGUUUUUAUUUUUCAUUAUAUUAGAUCUAAUUAAGGAUAUUUAUAUUUUAAAGAAAGCGUAUUUACAAAAAUACAAAUAAAACUGAAUAGAACAUAAUAUUUUCUGAAAAAUCAUAAUAAUUCUUAAGGCUUCAAACUCUUUGUCUGAAUGCAUCCACUUCUAAUUUUUCAUGCCAGUGUGGGUGACUAGCAUAUUGUUUAAUUUUGAUGAAAACAAAAAUGAAACUACAACAUUGGAAUCUUAUAACAAAAAGAUCAUUUAAGUGCAAUCUUUAAAAAAAAAGAUCAUUUAAGUGCAAGCAAAUAUUGAUCAUGUGCUUAUCACGGGCUAAUAUACUAGUAUAUUUAUAUUUUACAAACUAAAAAAUCAAUGAUACUAUAUAGUUUUUAAAAAUAUGAUUUAAAAAAAAUAUUAUAUAUAUUUGAAAUAUGAAAUUUAAUAUGCUAUUACUGAGAUUUAUAGAUAAUUAUUUUAUGUUUAAAAAUUAUAAUUACUUUAGUAGUCUUUAAACAAAAUUAAAUUAAGAUAUCAGUGAUACUAAUUUAAUUUACUUUAUAAAAAUCUCUUAUAUAUCUGAAAAAAUUUACAAAUCAUGUUCACAUAUUUCUUCAUAUAAUAUAUUAUAUUGUCAAAUUUCAAAACUAUAGCUAGGUUUAGGUACAUUUAUCCGGAACCAAAUCGAACAAAAAAAUGAAGUUCGGUCUAGGUUUGGGAUCCUAUCAAUUAUACUAGUGGAUCAUAUAUCUCUAGAACUAGAAAGCCGGAAUCGAACCGAAAACAGAAUGGGUACCCAAAACUAUCAUGAUAUUUUCAUAAAUGGUAAAAAUAUAAAUUAAAUAUAUUUUCCUUUAAAAUUAAAAUAAAUUUAAUUCAAAAUUAUAAAAUAAUAAUUAUCUGUUAAACAUAGUAUAUAAUAUUACUUAUACAAAAUAUUUAAAAAUAAAACUAAAUGUGAAUGGUGACAUGUGUAAUAAAAAAUGUUGCGGAAUGCAUAUAAUAUAUUUGUGUUUUACAAAACUAUUUUCAACAAAAAAAAAAUUUGGUAAAUCUUAUCAUAUAUUUAUAUUAUAUAUUUUUGUCGCUUAAAAUAAUUUUCUUUAAAAAUCUUAAAAUAUAUAAAUAAAUAGUAUUUGUGAAAUUGAGUGAAAAUAUUUAUAUUUAUAGAAUAAAAAAUUAAGUAAGUAUUUAAUAUAUCAAAUAUUGUAAAGAUUUAGUAAUAAAUGUAUACAAAGCUAUUUACUUAAUAUUUCAAAGUAAAUUAAAAAUGUUUUUUUUUUCACUUUUAAGAGUAUUUUUUAUUAGAUAUGGAUAUGCUUUUUUAUAACCUGGAUAUAUAUGGCGGAUCAAGAUAUAACCGGCUUAUUUCUUGAGAUUUGUCCACCGACACUAAACAUAUAUGAUUACUCGUAAUAAAAAUUAAAUAUGAAUAUUUUAUUAUGAAUAGGAUAUGAAAUUUAAUGUGUUGACACUUGUUACUGAGAUUCUAAUAUCUAUAUAUAUUUAAAAUUUUGGGUAAUAAUCAACCAAUGAAAAGAAACAAAAAAAAAAGAAGCAAAAAAAUUUAGUUCUCUUGCAUAGUAAAAGAGAACACACCCUUUUUGGCUUCUUCUUUCUUUUAGGUGUGUUCCUUUGUUAUUCUUGUACUGCACUUUACUUUUUAUAUUUAUUUUCUUUUUCUAAUAAAUAAUACUCCUAUUUACAACUGCAAAACAAGUUGAAUGGAGACAAUCUUUUUAGUCCCGCAGUGGGGAAUAGGUGUACCGCUGGAAACAUUCAAUACCUACGAAAAUGAUGCGUCCCUAUAAAUAGAUGUAGAAAUAAAGACCAAUCAUUUCUAGAAAUGUUUGUUUUUUGAAAAGGAAUCAUUUCUAGAAAUGUUAAAACAAGAAAAGCUAAAUUUACCUCCAUUGAUGAGGCAUGAGCAUAUGUAUGUACCCUUUUGAGGAAACAAGAAAUUAAUUUCAUGUAUAUAACACAUUGUAAAUUUCGUCACAAGAAAGUGAUGAGAGAAGGUGUUUGUGUAUGGUCUCUUAAUUAGGUGAACCUCAGCCGACCUAGAGAGAGAAAAAGCGUACAUAAGAAGAGAGAGAGAGAGGCUAGGGUUUAAAAUUUUAAAGUUGGACAUAUAGCACAAAGAGAUGAGUUUUAAUGGUCUUCAGAUCGUGCCUAUCAUUUUUCACGUGUGUCUGUGUUUUUAACAGUUUGUAAUAUUUAACACAUCGUACUCUAUUUUUCACCCCCAUUACAUUUCCCACAAGGCAUUAUUAUAUGUAAGUUAUUAAACUAUUAAUAUGUUUUUUAAAUACUACUAAUAUGUUUUCUUGUAAAUUAGUAAAAGUUGAACAUGUAGAUCAAAAUCAUGUCCAGUUACAAAAAAAGAAGAUCAAAAUCAUGUCUAAGAAGUCAACGUUGAGACCAGGCACAAUCACAUAAAUCGAAUCAAGGAGACUUUGAUUGCUGCUUCUAACGUUACAAUAGUUGAUUUUAUCUUCAUAAUCCAAACUUCAGCCUCACCGUGUAAUUGUUUUUCCGUUUGCGAGCUGCAAUUACCAAACCCUAUGAAACUAUUGGCUUUUGGAAUAACCAGACUUGAGGCUCCAUUUGGCAAAUAACUUAUGUAUUAUAUGUCACAUUGUUAUUAUUAGAUUUUUAAAGGAGUAAUUGUUUCAUGCUUUGACUUGGACGUUGAAUAUGGUUUUUGGAAUGCUAAAAGUGCAUUUUAAGUUCAUUUGGGUAGAUUAGUUUUGUGCACUAACUCUUAAUAAGUUGAUAGAAUACCAACGACCAACCAAUUGAGUUGUGAUUUAUCUUAUGAAUUAAUAACUCUUUUCGAGUUUAAAACAUAAAUACAGAUAUUAGUUAAAUAUAAAUUUUAACAACCGAAAACACUUUUUACAUCGAAUUCAUCAGUUUUUUUAAUCAGAAGAAAAAAAAUCAAAGAAUGUAACUCUUCUGAUCCAGUAAUGUUAUAAGCUAAGCAGAUACUCUUCUGUGUUUCAGAAAAAAAAAAAAAGAGAAGCAGAUACUCUUCUGAAGAACCAAAUCACUAGACCUUGACUAUAUGAUAUAUCAAAAUUAGCAGAAUUCUCAUAUUUGAUGUAAUUUAAUUAGUCGCAUUGUGAAGACAGUUUUUCCAUGGGGGUAAGUAUUUCUCUAUCUCUUUCUCCAUACACUGUAUAUUGUAGCUUAAACACAUAUUUAACCAAAUCUCUGAUUCGUACAAAAAAAAAAAAUCUAUCGAAUUUGUUUUGUGAGUUUGAAUUAAAAUUGGCAAAAUAUUCAGUUUGUUAGUAUUAUUUAAACACCUAUUGUUUCAGAAGAUUUACAAUAGAAAUCAUUUCUCACAAGUUAAUGCAUUUAAUUUUUAUGGAAUAUUUUCAUGCAUUAUAUAUUCCGAUAUUUGAGAGGCUUUUCUACCAAAUAUUUUUGAGAUUAACGAACCUUGUUUUCUAGUAAAAACAUUGACACAACACUAUAAUAAAUUUUGUAUCUUAGACAUAUGACUUAUCUCAAAUAUCGUUGAUUUUUAUGUUUUUAUAUAUUUUAAAUUAUGAAAUUACACUUGGGAAUUUUAAAAUAAAAUUGAUAAAUAUCAAUGUAUGAAAAAUUCAAUUUGAAUUUUCUCCAAAAAUUCAAAUUGAAGUAAAACAGUCCCAAAACUCACUAAGUUGAGAGCUAAGUUUUUGGUAAGUGGGAGGAUUGUGGACACAACAAUACAAGGCAAAAUGAUACAUGUUGUAACUAUUUUUAGUAAGUUAUACAUAUUGAAUAGUAAAUUUUUUUUAAAGAGAAUAAUAUUUUUAGUAAUACUAUUACUAGUAUUACUACUGAAUAGUAAUUUUAGUAAUACUACACUUCGAUAAGAAUUUUUUUUUUAUAAAGAAGAAUUUAAAAGAGCUGGGAAGAGGCAGAACUGGCAUGAGAGUCAAUGGAGCAGAAGCAUGGAACCGAUGUGUCCACAUCUCUUCCUCUGUCCCUUUUAUCGUAAAAUACACACUCCCAGUCCUUUAUUAUUAAUAUUUUCUGUUUUUACAUUGUUUUGUUCCUAGUUGAAAUUCACAGAAAACAUAUAACUAUUGGUUAAAAAAGUGUUUAACAGAGAUAGACUUUAAUAUUUUCUAUAAAAAAAAUUGUGGAUUUUCACGAAAAUUAAUUGAUUUUAUUGAAUAACUAUUGGUUAAAAAUUAUUCAAAAUUAAUUAUUAUAAAAAAUGAUACAUUUACUAUAAUGAUUUAAUGUGUUUUUAAUAUAUGUGAAAACACUAAAAAUUUAACUUUGUGAAUCGGAAGAAAUUUAUUCAAAAUCUUUAUAGUGGAUCAGAAUAAGUUACUUUUAAAUGUAUAGUUUUAUGUCAAAACAAAAUAGCAAAGACAGGGAAAUGAAUUCUUACGCCGCUUUUGCAGUCUUAAGGACAAUGAUGAUGGACUCUCUUACCUUUUUCUAGUUGUCAAAAUCAAACAUCAUCAAACAUCAACGUUCAAAAAAUAUGGUCAUAUUAGCCAAAUUGAUGCGCUUUAUUCAUAGCCAGGUUCUCACCCAGGGAUCUUUUUUUUAUUCAAGACAAAUUACGCUAGAUUAGUGCAAAUAUCCAUACAAUAUUUAAUUUCUAAAGAACUUAUAUAUAUAGUUUACAAAAAACGAAUUUAUAUACAAUAAAGUUAUUAAUUUAUAACAAAUAGAAGCAAGAGAUGAUAUUUCUGGAAUGUAUCAUCCAUGAAACCAAAGAUCAUAUUCACCGCCAUAUGACUAGCGUAGUAUUAUCUCUGGUAGAUUUCUGGUAAGCAAAAGACUAAUCAAAAGACUAAUCAAAAGGAUGGGAUCAAGAUCAUCCAUUUAAGUAUGGAAUGAUCCUUGAUCCCAACCAAUCACCCGAGACCAACAAAUAGAAAUCAACAAAAAUUUUACACUGACUUUACAAUGGGCUUUUUCUUCAAUGCAACAACGAAAACAUGGAAUUUGCAGACAAUCCGGUCUUUGGUUGAUCCUUUGGAUGCAAAAUUUAUAGAAAAUAUACCUUUGAGCAGGAUGCAGUUGGCUGACAGGAACGAAUGACACUUCACAAAUAAUGAGAAUACACAGAUAAAUCUGGAUACCAAGUGGAACGAGUUUAUCCUGACAAAGAAAAAUUACUCCCAUUUUAUGGACCCAUGGCCGCUCCGCUGAAGGCAAUUUGCUGAAAAAUAUGAUGUCCACCAAAAUUAAAACAUUUUUUUAUGGCAAAUAGUGACAUGAUGCAUGGUCGUCAAGAAGAACCUACAAGCAAGAGAAAUCCAGGAGGAUAUAUGUUUUGCUAGAUGUGGAGCACCAGAGGAGUCAAUAAAAACAUGUGGUUUUUUAAUAUCCACCAGCGGUUCAAGUUUGGGCACUUUGGAAGUACCCAUCAAAUCCAGACAUCUUUCAUGGACAAUCAUAGUUUGCAAAUAUAGACUAGCUAUAUUGGAUAAUUGCCCUUUAAAUGUAAGAUCAUCAAUUUGCAUGAAUACUUUGGUACAUCUGGAAGAGACAAAAUAAUAAAGUGUUUAGUAAUAUGGAUAUUGAUCAUAAGGAUACUCUUAAAUUGGCAGAAGUGGAAUCAUUAAUUUUGGCGGAAGCACAUGAAUCAAUAACAUUGAGGGUUACCCAAAAUAAGGAGGUGGCAUACAAUACUUUAUCGUCCAUCCCGGAAAUAUGAUGUUUUACGGAUGGAUCAUGGAAAAAACAUGAUAGUCAUUUGGAGCAGGGCUGGUACAGUAUGUUCGAGGGCUUUGAUGGAUUGAUGACGAGGGCAAGAAACACUAGGGAAAGUCUAUCACCACUUCAUUCAGAAGUAGAAUCUUUCAUAUGAGCUAUGGAAUGCAUGAGAAAGUCUAUCACCACUUCAUUCGGACCAGAAGAAUGCCCAGCUUUUACAAGUUAUUUGGAAGAUAUCAAGAUCCUGAAAGAAAGUUUCCACAACACAGAGAUCAUUCAUUUACCAAGAAUGCAUAAUUCAAUAGCGGACAGUCUAGCACGCAGUGCAAGAAAACAAUUGUCGUUUGUCAUUCAUAUGGAUGUAUAAUUACCAGUUUGGUUUGCAGAGUCUUCAUGAGUCUGUAUAUAUUGAUGACAAAGAAAAUCAAGAGAGGAUAUGUACAUCUAGUUACUGUUAGAAGACUAUUUAAGUUUAUCGUCUAAUAAAUUUUUAUAAAAUUUUAUAAUAAAUAAUAUAAAAUUAUUUUUAUAAAUUAUAAUUAUUAAUAUAUUAUAUCAUAAAAUUUUAUAAAAAUAAAAUAAUAUAAAUUUUACUAUUAAUAAAUGUAUUAUAUUGUUAAUUUGUAAACUUUUAGACCGCCAAAGUAAUAAUCUAGGCAUCUCAUUGAAAUUCUAGGCAUUGAGUCUCCAACAUCAUGCAUAUUUCUUCUCUGCUUUUAAGUUCUGUAUCUGUAGAUUUCUCUUCCUUUCACACUCCAAUUUGAAUCUCCUUUGUAAGGAUUGGAGAGGACAAUUUGGUCUUCAGUGGUGAGAGAGUGACAGUCUUGGUCCAUGGAUCUGCACUCAGAUCUCCUUGUAUGUGGUUUUAGUGGCGACUGUGGAGCUUAUACGCUGACAUUUUCCUUCUUGUGGUUUAGAAAAGAUUUGAUUUUGAAUUUGAAGUGUGCUCUUUGUGGUUCUUGCCACUGUCAAGUUGUGUUUCAUGUUCUAGCUGGUAUACAUUUCUUAGUUUAUGCUUUCUCUUUGGUGCAUAUUUAAAGGUAAGUAUGUAGGUUUUAUUGAUUUUUGCAGUUUGUUGUUGGGUAGUUUAGUUCUUUGGAAAAUCGUGUAUUUGCUUUAUGUUGUGUGUGGGCUUUAGUUCCUUUGUUUCCCUUCAUCAAUGUCUUAUGUUUGCUCGUGUUAUUGGUUCAAUUACUUUUUACAAGUUUGGUAUCAAUUCUAUAUUUUGAGUUUCUUCUACAGCUCACUGGAGUUCAUUGGUGGUGAUUUUCGGUCUACUUGUCAUAAGUUUGUUCUCAAUAUUCCCAAAGGGGUUAGGCAUUUCUCCAUGUCUUAUGGUGGCUUAUAUCUAAGUAUUAAUGGGUCGUGUCUAGUGGUGUCUAACUUUGCCACAUUCGGAAGUGUUAUGAAGAUCAAUAACAUCCAUAAGUAGAUUAUGAAGCAUCAUUGGAACUCUAAGCUGCUUCUGUUUCUCUUAAGUUAAGGGUGUUGAUGUUCCCACUGGUCUGGUACUAUAUUUGAUAUUUUGGUUAGCUUGACAUGCCUUAUUUUCAUUAUUGGUCUUAUUGUUUUCGUUGAGAAUGAAAAAUCAUAAAAAGAAGGUAGAUGUAUCGUGUGGCUUUCCAUCGACAUGAACGAUAUUCGCGUGAACAGUUUUUAAGGGUUUCAGAAGUUUAUAAGCUUAUGACGAAUGUUGGGUUCUAGGUUUAAAAUUGUUAUUUAUACUUUUUAAGUCUUAAGCUUCUCUUUCUUUUGCUUAGAAAUUUGAUUAUGGAGAAUUUUGUUAUUUUUACGAUUUUGUUUCUCUGUUUUAAAUUCUGUUGUACCAUUUUCCGUUUAUUUAAUAUGAAACAUCUAGAUAAGAACAAAAAAAUUAGGGGUGACCUCAUUUAGGAUCGGUCCAAAAGUCUAUUGUGAUUUAUAAAAAAGGAAUGAGAAUAUUUUAUGUAUAAAUUGGUAAAUUUCCUUAUUUUCUUUUCAUUUAUUACAUAAUACAAUGAAUUAUUUGGAAAUGAUGACUGAGAGUAUCAACAGUGGAUUUAGGGUGGAUUGAUUCUUAAAAUGAGUCUCUAAUUUUUAUUAUAUUAAUAUUUUUUUUUCUUUGGUUUUGUAUUUAUUUUUAAUGUAAUGUAUUAAUGAAAGAAAGAUACUUAGUACAAGAGUCUCUUUAGAAUUGUUCAAAGUCUUUUCUCUAAGUGAUCACUUUCAUCUUUUCUAUAUUCUCUUUCUUUUUUUGCAUUAUUAAAAUAGUUUUUUACCAAAAGACGAGGAGAAGAAACUCCCACUGCUGAUGCUUUGAGUUUCUUCUCUACAAUGUGACAUAUGAAGUGUUUUAUAAUAUUCAACAAGAGUUAACACGAGUAUCAUCGCAACAGGGUGGUAACGUGUGAUUGGUUAAAUAGAUAUGGCUACUCUAAAUAGGUUUAUAUUGGCAGAGUGAUUAAAUUUCAAAAGUAUAUAUUGUAUUUAGUUCGAGUUUUCAAUUUUUUUGUUCUGUUAUAACAUCAGUACUCUACUCGUUUUCAUUUUUCUGCAAAAAGCAGAGCCCACCAAAAAGCUAAAAAACCCUAGUAUUCAUCUGACUCAUCUCUCUUCAUAAACCCCAAAACCAGAGAAACUAAACCAGCUUGAAUCUCCAAAAAAAAUCAAACAAUUGUUUCUCUGGUUCUUAUUGUUUUCCUUCUCUCUCUCUCUUUUUGUUUUAAAUAAUAAAAACUCAAUAGGGGGUAUUUUUAAUUCACUCUUUAAUUUGAGUGCUUCUUGAAAUGGGUGAGACAACAAAAGGAGAUGCUACAAAACCAUCACCGAAUCAAAUCUCCCCACCUAAAGAUUCUUCACUUGAUCACCAAACACCAAACCCAUCAGUCCUCCACCACCUACACCAAUCUUUCCUGUCUUCUCCCAUCUUCAUCCCAACCGUCUCUUCUCCAGGAGCUCCUGUCAUCCCCAAACGACCACGUUUCAGCUCUUCCGGCGGUCUCUCCCCACCUCAAUGGAGAGCCUUGCCGUCACCUUCCACCGUACCAACCGCCUCCACAAUCUCUUCAUUACCGUUCCCUUCCACCGCCGUCAUAGCAGCCUCUUCUACCGAAACCGCCGGAUCUUCACCGCUGGUUCAAGAAGCUACCAACACCGAGAAACAACAACCCGAAACGGAGUCCUUUCAACAUAAAUUUAGAAAAGGGAAAUACGUGAGCCCUGUGUGGAAACCAAACGAGAUGCUAUGUCUAGCAAGAGCAUGGAGAGUCCAGUACCAAAACCAGAGAACCGGGUCUGGAUCCGGAUCCGGGUCGGGCGAGGGAAGAGGGAAAACAAGGGCUGAGAAAGACAGAGAAGUAGCCGAGUACCUAAACCGGAAAGGUGUAAACCGGGAUUCAAAAGUCGCUGGCACAAAAUGGGACAACAUGCUUGGUGAGUUCAGGAAAGUGAACGAGUGGGAGAAAGGAGCAGAUAGAGAGAGGUUCGGUAAGAGUUACUUCAGGCUCUCUCCUUACGAGAGGAAACAACAUCAACUUCCCGCGUCUUUCGACGAAGAAGUGUACAAUGAAUUGGCUCUUUUCAUUGGUCCACGUGUCAGAGCUCCGACUAUUAGCCGCAGUGUUAGUGGCGGAGCUACGGCGGAUGUUACCUUAACGCCUCCGUCUGCUGAGACGCUUCCUCCUCCUCUUCAUCCACCGGUUAUGACUUCAAGAGAUGAUGAUAUUAAUAAUAACCCUAUCACUUCUAUCGGAAGAGGGAAGAGAUUAGCAUUAUCAAUAGUUGGAGAUGAUCAUCCUCAGUAUCCGUAUUCAAGCAACAUUGCUAGAGGGUCAGGUUUAUUCUCUAAUAGAUCAUUGUACUAUAAUCCUUCUUGUGAGAGGAUUCCUUCUUCUUCUUCUUCAUCUUCCUCUCUAAAAGAUCUUCGCCGUGUUGGGAAAAUACGGCUAACUUGGGAGGAAUCGGUUAACUUGUGGGCUGAAGAAGGAGAGGUUGAUUAUGGGAGAAUUAGGGUUUGUGGGUCGAGUUUCUUGAAUGCAGAUGAGCUCACCUACUUGGAUGAUUCCAUGGUGGCUUCUACAAUGGAAUCUUUCGAAGAUGGACCUCUCAAAGGAUUUUCUUUGGAUAAAUUCAUUUCUGGUCAACAUCUUAAAGUCUUUGGAAGACAAAAGUCAACUUCAUCAUCUGCUCCUCCACUUUCAGUUAAUAUGGCAUUUGAUAGGGCUCAGCUUCCACUCUCCGAACACAUUCACAAAUCAAUAUCAACAUUGGAGUUCCAAGACCCAUCAGAGCAUUGCUUGAGUAAAUUGCGGGUGCCGGCGGGGAACCUUCCGAGCAUAACUGAGCUCGCACGGUAUCUUCAAGAACCACCGCCGGAAGAUCUCCGGUUUCCUCUCCGACUAGACGUUUACAAUGACUUGCCACUGGGAAAAGAGCUCUUCUUCUUCACCUCCUCCACAGAGCUACUUGAUUGUAGAGCGAUCACAUAUGAUAUCCUCGGUCCCAUAAUGUCCCCCUUAAAUAAGGGUUUCGUCAUCUUUAGCAAAGACUCGCUGAUACCGCUUUGGGAUGACUGCGUUAACCGAAUGGUUUCAAAGUUUUGUGAAAUGGUGGUUUUGCGUAAACCGGAUUCGUCUUCUUGUGUUGAAAACGUCCAAGAUCAGUGGCCUAACGUGAUGGGAUUUGUAAAAGGGUUUGGUUUAUGGAGGGGAGAAGAGGUUGAUAAGGUACGAGAAGGUGCACCUGAUCCUUCUUCUCUAUUGGUCGAAAAGAUUCUUUGGUCGUACAACGAUCUUCCAUACAUUCUUGGUUAUUACGCAAUAGGGCUCACCGUAACGUUCUGCUCUUUGAGCCGCUCUUCGUAUGAUCGAGUGACCUGCACUGAUCUUUAUUCAUUUGAUGUCUCGUCACCAUCGGACCGAAUCAAGGCAUUGGUUCCUUGUUACCGUCUCGCUUCUCUUUUACCUCUGCUUGCAGAUCAGUGCACUGCGGGUCGUUUAUGUUACAACGACUUCGAGAGAAUCAUUCAUGGAGAUUUUCUGACCGAGAUGACCCCUCACACGGUGACUAAGUAUUACUCAAGCAAGACAAAAUGGAACGUAGCGAAAGGAAUCUACGACUUUCUCGACCAACGAGUUCCACACGCGGAGUAUUUGGACAAGGCAAGCGAGAAGGAUCUCUCGUUGAGCUUUAAGCCACGUGGAAUCAGAGUCAAACCUCUAAAUGUUGACCAGCUCAUCGAAUCUCUGAUGUGUGUGACGAGAGCGCUUGUUGCGCUUCACGACAUUUCGUUCAUGCAUCGUAACAUGGGAUGGGAAAAUGUAAUGAAAAGCGAGACGACGUCAACAUCGAACGCCGAAUGGUUUGUUUGCGGGUUCGAAGAAGCGGCUGAGUCCCCACAGCUCAACCCACACCGCCCUGCGGCCCAGGAAGAGGAGGAGGAGCGUGGGAGACACGCGCCGGAGAUGGAGAGAGGAUUGCAUGCGGUGAAAGUGGAUGUGUGGGGAGUAGGUUAUAUGAUAAAGACUUGUGGAGUGAGUAAUGUUCCAAAGAUGUUAAGAGAACUUCAAGGUAAGUGUUUGGAGCCGAACCAAGAGAACCGACCGACCGCAGCCGAUUGCUUCCACCACCUCCUCCAGGUUCAGCCUGCCGUUCCAUCGUCGUAUUAGUCUUUUUAAACUAGUCUCUAGUCGUUUUAAAACCUUUUCUGUUUGUUUCAUGCACGAAGAAGGUUUGAACGUUCUCCGUAUUAAUAAUUUUCACAGCUUUGAACGUGUAGUACUUGAUCGGUUUCGCAAGCAACGUUUCGUUUCAAAUACACUAUUUUGGAAAUGAGUUAUUGUGAGCGUUUUAUGAGCGUACUAUCGAUUUCAUUAACUAAUGGAAAAUUGCCACAAAUACUACAUUCAAAGUAUUUUGAAACUUUUGUCCAAUAUUUUUUUAAGUAAAGUCGGAUCAUUGAUUUUGAAAAAAAAUUAUAAAAAAUAUUUCGAAAAAAUAAAUUCAAAAAAUAAAAAAAUUAUUUUUUUUCAUUUUUUUAUUUAAAUAAUAAUUUAUUAUAUAUAUAGAUAACAAGGAUAUACGACUCUUUUGCCGUUUAAUAAAGAAAGUAUUUUUAAAAAUAUCUCUUUAGUAGUGGUAAAAAUGAAAAGUGGUAUCAUGAAAAUGAUAAACAUAAAAUUUCGCCUUAAUUAAAUUGUUUUAGGUAGUACUUUUUAUAUACAUUUACAAAUAAUCAGUGUUUAAAUGUCAUAUCAAAACAUUUUUAAAAAUAUACCAUUUUAUAUGGCUCUAAAUGGUGACAUAGAAAAUUAGUGAGAACAAUGGAUUCCUAUUUUUUUUUAUAUAUUUACAUUAAGGAAUAAUUGUUAUAAAGAACUAUAAAACAAAAACAUUCCUUAUGAAAAUUUGUAAGGAACAAAACUAAUAACUCGGUUGCCCAAAAAAAAAACUAUUCAUUUUUAUUCUUUUUGUUUUGUUCAUACUGACUUUUUUUCUUUCAUUCAUAUUAUUAUUUUCAUGGUCACGGUUAGAGUCUAUACUUUUAUUUAAUAUCAUAGUAAUAACAUAAAACAUAAACUACACCUUUAUAAAAUAAAUUAAUUGGAAAAUUGUCAGAAAUAUCACAUUCAUAAUAUCACUUUUCAUGUUUAAAAUAAUCAUUUUUACCCUCACUAUUAAUGAAGACUAAAAUACAUUUAUACCCAUAGGAUUAACUAAUCUAGAAUUAGAGUUUAGAGUUGAGGGGUGUGGUAUGGUUUUCGGAAUGUAAAAUUUAGGAUUCUAUUAAAAAUAAAAAUAAAUACUUAAAAAUAUAUAUACAUUUUAGAAAAAAUAAAUAGUUUCAAAUAUAAUUUUCAAUUUUCAAAAAGAAAUUUUGAAAAAAAAAAGUGUUCAAAAAAAAAUUCAAUUUUGAAAAAAAAGUUUGAAUGUGAAAAAGUAUAACUAAAGCAUAAAAAAAUAUUUUUUAUUUAAAUAAUUAUUUAUUAUAUAUAUAGAAAAUAAUGGCAUAAGAAUGUUUUACCACUUAAUGAAGAAGGUGUUUUUGAAAAUGUCUCUUUACUGAUAACAAAGAUAAAUAAUGGUACCAUGAAUAAGGUAAAAAUGAAAAAUUUCCAAGUUAAUUUUGUUAAGGAUUGGUGAAAAUAAAUUUUUUCAAGUUAACUAUAUAAAAGUAUUAAUAUAUUAAUAUAUAAAAAUAUUUAAUACCAAAAAACCAUAUAUAUUUUAUUAUGAAUAUUUAAAAUAAAUUACUUAGAACAAUAUAUAAAUUUUAUCAACGAAAAUAUAUCAAAAAAUAAUAUUUUAGUUGGAUAUAAAUAUAAUUACUCAUAAUGUGUUAAAUAAAGGAAAAUUUUCAUGUUUACUACUUUUUGUACUAUUAUUCAUGUUUACCGUCACUAAAAAAACAUUGAAUUGCCACAAAUACCAUAUUCAUAGUACCACUUUUCAUGUUUACAUUAAUCACUUUUACCCCUAGUGUUAACUAAUCUACACCAAGUGUCCGAUCGCCCAGCGAUCAAUGAACGCACCAGAACAUGCAUCAGAACCACUUUUUUCCACCAGAACUAGAGAAAGACACGACGGAUCUCCAGCAAUGACGAAUGCAAACUGAUGAAGAGGCCGAUCAACAGAACAGCCCACAUGCAAGUUCAACCCAAGGAACCUAGUCUGAUGAAUCAGCGCUUCGAGAAAUAUAUAACACCGUCUUCAACCGAACCACCAAAUUCCAAUCUUCCUGCAAAACGAGCAUGCAUCUUUGAUGAUAGGAAUUAGCUUGAAGUUGAAUUAGCCUUAAUCAAGGGGAAGGAAGAAAUCAGAGGAGCGGAUGAGGGUUGGUGAGACAGAAAAGGAUAAGAAGUGACGAUUACACAACAACCGAUGAUAACUGUGCUUUAAAAUUUAUUGGAGACAGAACCGGCGAAGCAUGUGUUGUGGAAGCCACCGCUUCCCAUAAGUCAGGAGUCAAAGUUGGAAGAACCGGCCAUCAAAAACUGAAUCGCUCUCUUUUUUCCAUGUGAAAUAUUUUAGAGAGGGAACAUAUAUGAGAGAGAUGGAUUUUACCCUUUUUGUUACUCCAUGUUUUGAAAGUAUAUUCAAAUUUUGGAUUAGUUGGACGAAAACAUCCAAUACUCAAUUUUUUUCCUUUAAUUGGAUCGUGUGCAUGAAGGGUUGUAGUAACUUGUAAGACAUAUGGCAUCAGUUAGAGAUAAUAUUACAAAUAGCUUAGAGUAGAAAACAGAAAACACAGAUUUUUGGAAGAAAUGAUAAUUACAAUUAAUGUUUAUAUUAGGAGAGAAGAAGAAUCAGAAAGCACUUGGACUAUUAUGCAUGAUGCAAAAUCCCCAACGUUGUCGUUUAGUUCGGCGGAGAUAGAUCUGUUAGUUUGUUUUUUCUUAACCUAAAAUAAUUAGAGGAAACUAAAUGAUUAAGAGUGAGGAAGAGGAAGAGAACAAAAGAGACGCACGUGAUGCGAAGGUGUUUUGGAUUUUGAUUACGACGAGUACAAAUCAGAUAGCUGGUCUUCUUGUCCUUUUGCCUCUCGUCUCAACCUUCGUAUUUUUUUUUUUUCCGUCUGGUAUUUUAUUAUAACACCAAAAGGUUACAACAGCCCAAAACAUUAUUCAGAAAACGAAAGGCCCAUAGACAAGGCAACACAACAACCCUAGACCUACACAUGGCCCAACAACUAAACCAUCGAAGAAAAAAAUGGUUCCAGCGCCGUCAUCUUCUUCUCCACGUGUAAUGAGAAAAAAAAAUGGAAUCGACACGCGUCAAGAACAGCAAACACCUCCUCCAAACCACCGCCGUGAGAUUCAAGCCGGAGCUUUCUGUUCACCGGAGACGAUCCACGCGUCAAAACUCGAACUGCCGAGGACACGUGUUGCUUUACGGAGAACCAACCACCAAUCUCCACCGACGGGAACUCUUUCAACUGUUUCCGGUAAACCACCGGAAGUCUAUCAAACGGAUGAUGAAGAAAGCCUCACUCAACCUUCGUAUUUAUUAUCAAGUUAUCUUUCUUUCUUUUUUUUUUUCUUUUUGAACACCAUAUUAUCAAGUUAUCAACAAACAAAUUUUGUCGGCUUUAACAAACACUAAAUCCUUCGUUUAUCAAACUGAUUUUUUAAGCUAAUCCUAUUUAUUGUUUAUCUAAAUGUCAUUAUAUAAUUACUAGCUUCAUCGGUAUCACUUAAAACUUUAAGUGAUGUUUAAAUUUUUUAUUUUGUUUCAUAAAUAAAAUUUAAUGUUAUUUGUACUUAUGACCAAUUACAAAAAUAUUGUUUUUUUUUAUUGGUUGAACCAAUUUUAUUUAAUGUUACUUAUACAUAAUCAAGAUAAAUUAUAUAAAAUUUUGUAUUUUUUUAAUUUUUGUGCAAAAACUUUAAACACCAUUUAAAAUGAUAGAGAAGAAGUAUAUUACAAUCGUGUCAGCAUAAAAUAUCUCGGCAGUCGAGUUCGUCUGAAUUACAAUUAUUUAUUAUCGUAUUAAGAAUAACUCGGAAGUCGAGUUCGUCUGGAUACAUGAAGAAAUACAAAUUCUCAGUUUUUUUCUUCGCUGAUUUUUUAUCAGAACUUACGGCGAAUUGGUUUACCGUUAUUUGGGAUGCGAAGUUACACCCGUUUUAAUGGAUACAUAUAUGUUUGGCCGCUAACGAAAAGGUUGUGCAUACAGUACCUCACUCUUGGCCGGCUCACCCUCGCCUUAAAAACGAUCUCCAGUCGGCUAGUAUAAAAAUCACGCAUAGCCACGAUCUUAAUCAUGGCUCAUAUUUCGUGGUUAUAUUGAAAAAUAGCCACGGAAAAUCGUGACUACACUUUUAUAAUGAAAAAAAAAACUUGACAGAUCGUGGUUAUACAAAUACAAUUUAGUCAUGUUUUGUUUGUGGCAAAAAAAUUCACAAUUUUACCCCAAAAACUUUGCGUCUACUUACCAUAAAUUUGACAUAUUUACUUUUGUGUUUUUUAUUUGCCGCGAAAUGACCAUUUAGUUUUCGUGUCUAUCUUAGUCACAAAUUUAAAUAUGGCUAUAUAGUGAUUAUUUUAGACAUGAAAAAUAAUGUGACAAAUCGAUAGUUUUAUUUUAGUCGUGAUAUGUCAUGUUCUUAUUCGUGGCAUUCUGUAAUAAAUUUUCAUAAAAAUAUAUUUUAUAAAAGUUGAAAUUUAAAAAAAAAAAAAUAUUAUACAUUACCACAAGAGAUUUUUUUUCGCGUCAAACCAUUUACAAGAGUUUAACAAAUAUUACAUUGUCCAAAAGAUUGUUCAAAACUAAACACAAAAGAAACAGCAACAUAAACAUUGAAGGUCACCAAGCUCUUCAGAACACUACCUCUCAAAGUCAUAUUGUUGUGUUGUAGUGCCAGGUUGAGCUUGAGGUUGUGUUGUUGGAGUAACUGAGGCAGCAUGAAGAGAAACUUGAGAAUGGAGAGCUUGUAGAAUCAUGUUGAAUGUAGACCUUGUUGCAGUAAUCUCUUCCUUGAAGUCAGCUUUCAGUGCAAGGAGAUCAACUUUGACUGCAUCAGUUGUGGUCUCCAAGCCGGUCAUACGCAUCUCCAUGUCAAGAAUUCGCUUCAGAGAGAGAGAGAGAGGGAGGAACUGAUUCAGGCCUGUCUCAUUGUUGUUACGGACCCUAUGAAAAUAUAAAUUCUACAAGAAAAAAUUUAACUAGUUCUACAAAAAGGGUCCUAAAUUUUCAAAAUUCUCUAAAUUUUAACAGAAAAUUGCAAAAAAGAAAUUAGGACCCUGUGCUUAAGCACCUCUUGCACAUGGCAAGAACUGGGCCUGGAUAUAAUCUUGGUUGAGGAAAAGGUGACGUGUUUCUGUACCAGUAGCCGCAGUUGAGGCAGUUUGGUUGUCUCCCAAUGCAGAGAGGCCCUGGUUUUUAUAUAUAGUAUAUUAUGGUUCUCGGUUCGCCAAUGAUUCAGUUCUAGUAUCCGAAAUAUUUUUAAUUAGGUUCCAUUUAGAUUUUGUGUUAACUAAUUUUGUUUGAAGCGGUUUGUUUUUAAAGAUAUUUUUAUACUUAUUUUUCGAUAUCGAUUAAAAUUCUAUGUUCCUCAAAAUGUCUAAGCUUUCUCGGAAGUAUGCAGUUCAAGAGUAAAUAAAUAAAUACGAAAAUAGAAUCGAAAUUGGAAAUUAUAAUUCAAUAAUGAAUUUAACAUUGUGUAAACACUAUACAAAGGUAUCUGCAUAUGUAUAUAUAUGGUUCCAAGCAGGUAAGAUUCAGAGCAUUAUAAUGGUUUUGGUUCUUAUGUUUCUAAGAAAGAGAACAUCCUUGCUAGGUUUUGGUGGCCCAUGUGUUUUGUUCUUUUCUGCUGACUCUUACUACACUACAUGUUGAAGUAUAUGAUGCACAAAUUUCUGUCUUCAGUCUUAAGUUGGACUCGCUGGUUAAUGACACUUGAUGUGUACUUUGUCCUUGGAUUUUUCUUUAUGUGUUUGCUCCAAUCUAAUCCAUUCCCAAACAUGACACGUAAAUACGAGAAGCGAAAAGUCUUGUACCGUUUCCGUUAGAUUUUGUUUAUAAAUUACCGUCUCAUAUGAGCCAUAUGAUAUGGCAAUAUGUAUUUCUAUCAAGACUUGACUUCUAAUCUCCUUUGCAAAUUUCCAUCGCAUCUCAUUUUUGUAUCACAAUGAUAAACGUGGUUUGAUCCGCACUAAAGCACUGAAUUGUAUUUUUCUUACAAUAAGUUUGUGAUAACUUUUAAAUUUAACAAAACAAUUGUUACACAAGUGAUGUGAUAUAACUUUAAUUUAUUUUAUAUGUUUUACGGAAAAAUAUAUAUUCCAUUAAAUAAUUUAUCUUUAUUUUAAAUGUUUUCAUAAUCAAAGUUACAAUUUUUGAUAUGAAUAAAUUUUUUUUUUUAAAUGAGAAUCAAAAUUAUUUGAUGCACGAGUACUGGCCUAACUAUAAGAUUUAGCUAAAGAACUUUGAUUAAACUAAGAAAAUUUUAAAAUAUGAUGAAAUACUCUUUGAUAUAUUAUUGUUUCAAUUGGAAUAAUGACACUAGUGCUUGAUUUGAUAUGUUCAUCCGUACGGAUUUUUAUUUUAAUAAAACAAACAUAUGAAAUUCUCAAGAGCAGAAGAAUGUAAUGGUUAUACAGACAUGCAUUCAUAUGUGUGCUUAUUUUUUAUUUGUAAUAUAUAACAUUUAUGAUAAAUCAACGGUUUUUAAUUUUCUGUAAUUUUUGGUUGCUCGUAUUGUGGUUGAAUACUAAAUCAAUCAAAACGAUAUGUUUUAUAAUAUAUUCGUCAAUUAGUAAUUUUUAAUUACAUUGUAAAAUAUUUUAUGUCAAAUAAAAUUCACUACUGUUUUAAUCAAAUAGAUAGAUCUAUCUCUAAAUUGUUUAUAAAUCAAAUAAAUUUUAUUUUACGUUUAUUUUUGAGAAAAAUAUUAAAUUAAAUUUAAUUAUUGUAUUCGUAUAAUUCAAAUAUAUGUGUGUUAAUAAUAUUAAUCUUCAAAUUAUUUAACAUAUAUUUGAAUAAUUUUAUAUUUUUUAAUAUAACAUUUAUAGUUUAUAUUUUGUAUGUGAAAUGAAAUAAUAAUAUACAUUAAUAAAUCAUUUUUAAAUUUUGUAUAUCAUAUUUUAAAUUGAUUAGAAAAUAUUUCGGUUAGAAAAUAAUGGUAAGUUUGACUAGAGUAUAAUAGUAAGUUUGCUUAGAAAAUAUUCUAACAAAAAAAUGAUUUAUAGCUAAUUAAUUAAUAAUUAUUAAAUACAGUGGUAUAAAUUGUAAUUAUUAGAGUGAAAGAAGGGUUAUUUUUAAAAAAUAAUUCAGUUUUAAUAAUAUAGAUGUAUAGAGAAAAUUAAAUUUCUUACGAUAUGAAAGAUUUUUAAAAUUUCUUAAAAAUAAAAUAAAUUAAGAUAAAAUAUUAGA
Messenger RNA from Brassica rapa (field mustard), 19405 nucleotides. RefSeq lists its product as uncharacterized. Lineage: Eukaryota; Viridiplantae; Streptophyta; Magnoliopsida; Brassicales; Brassicaceae. The record is from RefSeq and is a predicted model, not a curated record.